CCCGAAGCCGCCUCCCACGCCAGGCUGUCCCCGCGGCUGCCCGGCCUGCCUUCCUUCCUUCCGCCUGCCCGCCGGCCCGCCCUAGGAGUUAACCAAGCCGCAAUGAAGAGCUUCUUACAGUGAAAGGAAAGUAGGUCUCGCCCACUGAAAAUGCCUUUAAGGGACAAAUACUGUCAGACUGACCACCAUCAUCACGGAUGCUGUGAACCAGUUUAUAUCCUGGAACCUGGAGAUGCUCCUUUGUUACAGCAACCACUACAGACAUCCAAAUCUGGUAUUCAGCAAAUAAUUGAGUGCUUUCGAUCAGGAACUAAACAACUUAAGCAUAUUUUAUUAAAAGACGUGGACACUAUUUUUGAAUGUAAAUUAUGCCGCAGUCUCUUCAGAGGAUUACCAAAUUUAAUUACCCAUAAAAAAUUCUACUGCCCACCAAGUCUCCAGAUGGAUGACAACCUUCCUGAUGUAAAUGAUAAACAAAGUCAAGCCAUAAACGAUCUCCUAGAAGCCAUAUAUCCAAGUGUGGACAAGCGAGAAUAUAUUAUUAAGCUAGAACCCAUAGAAACUAAUCAAAAUGCAGUGUUUCAGUAUAUUUCAAGGACUGAUAAUCCUACUGAAGUCACAGAGUCAAGCAGUACUCCUGAACAAACCGAAGUUCAAAUACAGGAAACUAGCACUGAACAGUCUAAAACAGUACCAGUUAUAGAUACAGAGGUGGAAACUGUAGAGCCCCCUCCUGUUGAGAUUGUUGCAGAUGAAGUUGCACCUACAUCUGAUGAGCAACCUCAGGAAUCACAGGCUGACUUGGAAACUUCUGACAAUUCUGAUUUUGGUCACCAGUUGAUAUGUUGUCUUUGUAGAAAAGAAUUCAAUUCCAGACGAGGCGUUCGUCGUCACAUUCGAAAAGUACACAAGAAAAAGAUGGAAGAACUAAAAAAGUACAUUGAAACACGAAAGAAUCCAAACCAGUCCUCUAAAGGACGCAGUAAGAAUGUUCUAGUUCCAUUAAGUAGGAGUUGUCCAGUAUGUUGUAAAUCAUUUGCUACAAAAGCGAAUGUAAGGAGGCAUUUUGAUGAAGUUCAUAGAGGACUAAGGAGGGAUUCAAUUACUCCUGAUAUAGCAACAAAGCCUGGGCAACCUUUGUUCCUGGAUUCUGUUUCUCCUAAAAAAUCUUUUAAGACUCGAAAACAAAAGUCGUCUUCAAAGGCUGAAUACAAUUUAACUGCAUGCAAAUGCCUCCUUUGCAAGAGGAAAUAUAGUUCACAAAUAAUGCUUAAAAGACAUAUGCAAAUUGUCCACAAGAUAACUCUUUCUGGAACAAACUCUAAAAGAGAGAAAGGCCCUAAUAAUACUGCCAGCAGUUCAGAAAUAAAAGUUAAAGUUGAACCAGCAGAUUCUGUAGAAUCUUCACCCCCUUCCAUUACCCAUUCUCCACAGAAUGAAUUAAAGGGAACAAAUCAUUCAAAUGAAAAAAAGAACACACCGGCAGCACAGAAAAAUAAAGUUAAACAAGACUCUGAAAGCCCUAAAUCAACUAGUCCGUCUGCUGCAGGUGGCCAGCAGAAAACCAGGAAACCAAAACUUUCAGCUGGCUUUGACUUUAAGCAACUUUACUGUAAACUUUGUAAACGUCAGUUUACUUCCAAACAGAACUUGACUAAACACAUUGAGUUGCACACAGAUGGGAAUAACAUUUAUGUUAAAUUCUACAAGUGUCCUCUUUGCACUUACGAAACUCGUCGGAAGCGUGAUGUGAUACGACAUAUAACUGUGGUUCAUAAAAAGUCAUCCCGCUAUCUUGGGAAAAUAACAGCCAGUUUAGAGAUCAGAGCUAUAAAGAAGCCCAUUGAUUUUGUUCUAAAUAAAGUGGCAAAAAGAGGCCCUUCGAGGGAUGAGGCAAAACAUAGUGAUUCAAAACAUGAUGGCACUUCUAACUCUCCUAGUAAAAAGUAUGAAGUAGCUGACGUUGGUAUUGAAGUAAAAGUCACAAAAAACUUUUCUCUUCACAGAUGCAAUAAAUGUGGAAAGGCAUUUGCCAAAAAGACUUAUCUUGAACAUCAUAAGAAAACUCAUAAGGCAAAUGCUUCCAAUUCACCUGAAGGAAACAAAACCAAAGGCCGAAGUACAAGAUCUAAGGCUCUUGUCUGCCUCAUGGGAACAGAGCAGGUGGAAGUGUAAGUAAUUACAAUAUUGUGUUAUAUAAGUCACUGCAAAGUAAGGCUUAUAGUUAUUUUUUUUUUUAGCCACCUGGCAUUUUGUAUAUGCUGUUUUUUGAGCCAUAAUUCUGUUGAAUUGCAGAUGGGGACUCUAGAGAUUUAGCAUACCCUCAUUCUAAAGUGGAAAAAGUUGAGGUAAGUGGUUGCACAAGGUCACAUGUGUAGUUAAUGAAGAAUUCAGGAAUAGAGGCCAGCUAUCUCUUAAAGAUUAGUAGGUAAUAACACAUACAUGUAAAAAAAAAAUAACAAAAAAACGGUACUAUGAGGUGUUCUGUGAAAGGUAAGUUUUCCUCCUAUCCCAUCUCUCAUUCUCUACCCCAGAGUCAAAUUACCAGUUUCUUGGGCUUUCAAGAGCUGUCCUAUGUAUAUAUAACCAUAUAAAUGUAUACCUUCCCCUUUAUGCAAAUGGUAGCAUGUUUGUAUACACUUUUCUGUACCUUGCUUUUUCCCCCCACUUUUUCACAUGGCAGUAUGUCUGAAUUUUGUGGACACUGGAUAUUUUUAUUCUUUGGUCCAUGAACUUUCAUGUUACUAUAUUGUCUAUCAUUUAAACAAAUAGUUUUUGUUCAUAUGAAUGGACAAAUUAUUAAAUCAUUUUUUGUUUCUAGUAUACACUGAGUUUCUUAUGUGACCAUAAUGUAGUAUUUCACAUUGCUUUCAGAAAGAGAUCAUGGUUAUUGAUUUAUUUUAUGGUAUAUGUUGAAGUUAAAAGAUAAGUGAAAUAUAUAUAAUAAUUAUUACUGCUAGUUACCAAUAACAGCUGAUUAGGAAAUUUUCAUUUGAAAAAGAAGUGACAGGUAGAGUUUUCAGGGAAAUGAUCUACCUUUAGACUUGUAUAAAAAUCUUUCUGGUAUGUUCAAAAAUCUUUCUCAGUGCCAGUGAAAGGCAAUGAUGUUAUAAAUACCAAACCACAAAUGUUUAUUUUCUAAAUUUUUAAAUACCUUUUUUUCCAUUUUUUAGAAAGAUUUUAUUUGUAAGUAGUUUCUAUACCCAACAUGGGACUUGAGCUCACAACCACAAAAUCAAGAGUUGCAUGCUUCACCGACUGAGCCAGCCAGGCGCCCCUAUUUUCUGAAUUUUUAAAUCUCCAACCUCAUAUGCAAAUAACAGAAAUAAUUUUUCAUUUGUUUCUCAAAAUGGAUUGUAACUAUAUGUGUUAAUCUUGAUAUGACUCAUGAUCAUCUGUAUAAAAAUGUAUUCUUAAUUUUGAUCAUUCUGGGUUUCUCUUGGCUAACUUAUGUAUCAGUGCAAUUAUUGCUUUAUUUAUUAGAGAUUAAUGGGGCCUAAAGAACUCCUUGAUUUUAGAUCUUUUCAACCAAACCAUAUCACAAAAGGCAAACCCACUAAAAAAAAAUGUGUCCCAUGCCAGAUGUCCAUGAUAGGAUUUAUAGAGGUUAAGUAUUUAUAUUUGGAUUUUACUUUAGAUAGACAGUAAUCCUGCAUUCUCCCUAAAGGUGGCAGUACUUCUCAAUGCAUUGUUUACUGAGUAAUUCUGUUUGAAAACAGUAUUAAUUAUAAUUCCAUUACUGAUUGGAAAAAAGUUAAUCAUACUAAAAGUAUAUUUUUGUAAUACUUUCACAAUAGUUAAGAUUCAGUAGUAGAACAAAUAAGAUCGUAGUUUUGAGGUUUAUAGCAUUAGUGCAGCUUUUGUGUGUAUUAUCUUCAAACUGGACAGUUCUAAUUGCAUUCUGACUUUGGAAUUCUUGGUGUAAGAUUGAGAGCUAAAGUCUUGUCAAAAAUUGUGAUUAAGUCGUGGUAGAACCUUGCUAUAUUUCUAGGUCUCUCUUCUAUGGAGAUACUAUCAGGAAACAAAAACUGACAAAACACCCCAAACAAAAACCAGAACUCUUAAAUAACUGUGUAUUGUGUGAGACAUGGGAAUUUUUUUUUUUAGUGUUUUUUUUUUUUUUUAUUUUAAGAAAGAGCACACACAAGUUGGGGAGGGGCAGAAAGAGAGAGAGAGAGAGAGAGAGAGAGAGAGAGAGAGAAUUUCAAGCAGGCUUCACGCUCAGCCUGCUGCAGGGCUUGAUCCCACAACCUUGGGAUAAUGACCUGAGCCAAAAUCAAGAGGGGGAUGCUCAACUGACUGAGCCAUCCAGGCACCUGGGAAAUGUUUUGAUAUUUAUUGUUUGGUAUAAAUUUAUAUGUCUAAAUUUUACUUGAAUUUUUUUUCCUUAGGUGGCUAACUUCUUUUAACAAGUGAAAUAAAUACUUAUUGGUGCUACUAAAAAAAAACAAUCUUGGGGCACCUGGGUGGCUCAGUUGGUUGAGCUUCCGACUCCUGAUUUUGGCUCAAGUCACGAUCCCAGGGUCAUGGGAUCAAGCCCCAUGUCGGGCUCUACACUGAGUGUGGAGCCUGCUUAAGAUUCUCUCCCUCUCUCUCUUUCUCUCUCUUUCUCUCUCUCUGCCCCUCUCCCUUGCUUGCACUCUCUCUCUCUCUGUCUCUAAAUCAGUCAAUCCUCAAUCUUGAGCCUUUUCUGCUGUAAAAACAAAGCUCUGAAUUCACAAGGUGGUGCCCUGGAGUCUGGAGAAACACUAUGUUUUGUCCUCCUUUUUCCAUCAUUUUCAUUCCUAAAUGGUUCGUGUGUGCGCACAUGCGCGUGCGCUGUAUGCAUGUGCACGUGUAUGUGUUUAGUAUGUGUUCGAAAUCACAUAGCAUUGUAGUUUGAAGAUGGUGAACAAGAUAGAGCAGGCCAGCCUCCCCUCCAGGCCUCACAGGUCACUUUGACAUGGCUAUUACUUUCUAAGGCUGGCCUUGAUUAUUGGUUGAUCUAGCAAGGUGACUGGGUGCUAGAGAACUGUGUCAUCUAACGAGCCUCCUAGAUACUGGUGUAUAAAUAUUACAGUGCUAGUUUUUUAAUUUGCAGGGAGAGGUAUCAGACGCACUGGCUUCUCAUGUUUAUGGCUCAGUGUAUUUUCUCCAAACAGGCAAAUCUACAGUCUACUAAAUUGUAAUCAGAAGGUUGCUUGAUGGGCAUUGAGUCAGCUCACAGUGACCCAGAUCAGCAAGUUCUGGUAGUGUGAUGCAUUCAUCUUUCCCAAGGAAUAUAUUUGCCACUCAGACCAGAUGUUCAAAUUUCAGAGCAUCCUUUUUACUAGACCAGGCUGCAGACAGAUGGCCAGCUUUUGAUUUCUUGAUUUCUUUUCUUACAUAGUUACCAUGGACUAUCUCCUUUAGCAUAUUUUUUUCCAUUGGAGUUUAAUAAAUUUGCAUUAAUACCUAUAAAACACUUAGCCCAGUGCCUGGCAUACAGUAAUUAAAUAAUAACUAAUAUUAAUAAGUAUAACUGGUGUUGAGUUCGGGUCACAUUGAUAUUUGUAAUAUCAAAGUCAGUCUUUUGGGCCAUUUCUUUAGAUGACUGAUCUGUCUCAUCUUUUACACUUUGAGCUAUUUUCAUUCUUUAUUCUUUAAGUCUUUUAACUCCCUCCUUAAUUUCAUUUACCCUUAAUAUGGAAUCCAUAAGCUAAUUAGGACAAUUCUUUUUAGCUCUGAAUGACUUUGCUACCAUUUUGUUUUUGAGACUUUCUUUUUCAAGUUUCAGUUUUUUGCUCCCAAAUACCUCAUUCUCCACAGUUCCCCAUCUGCAAUGUGAGUCUAUUAAAAGAGAUGAUCUUCAAGUUACUGCUUAGCUCUAGAAUAUGUAUAAUUUUAUAUCUUAUUUGAACAGAUGAUGUUUCAGUUAUAGCCCUUUCCCUCUAAUCAUGCUUACCUUCAUUUCAAGCUCUGCUUAAAUUCUUUCUCAUAGAAUGUAAAGUUAUUUUGAAAAUGGUAGCAGCAUCUGGAUUGUUAGAAUAGCAGGAUUGCCAUGGAAUUGGGAGGUAAUGGUUGAAAAACCCAGAGGGAGAGGUAUGAUGGUGGUGAAUUCAGCAGUUGACAGUGACGUUACAGGUAGGACACACAGCUGGCGAAUCAAAAUGUUUUGUAUGGAAAUGGGUACAGAAAGGAACAGAUGAGUUGGUCACUGCAGCAACAAUGAGCAUUGUCAGCCUUCCCCUCUCCAUCCAUCUGGGGAUCAGUUAUUCUUUUAAGAGUGGCGGAAUGAUUUAGGAAAACAGUGGAGACAUUGCCAUAGCUUUUUCUGGUAUUCGUAAAAAUACAGAUUAUGGUGCAUUUUUGAAGCUGGUGGUCUCAGAACCACACUUGGAGCCAACAGUCCUGGGUAGUUACUGUUGUGGGAGUUCAGAAAGUGGAGAGAUCAUUUCAGACUGUAAUGAUCAGGGAAAGCUCGUCGGGAGUGGCUUUAGUCUGGGUCUUGAGGGGUGGAAAGUGUUUGAAUAGACGUAAGGAGGGAGAAAACAUUUUUUUGAUGGGUGAAAUGCCAAGAGCAAAAGCAUAGAGGUGAGAAAUAAUCAUACAUGAUAGGGGAGUGGAGUGGUAUAGAGUUUCUUAAAUAUGGUCCAUGAAAGAGAAUUGAAGCAGUGCUUCUGUCAAAUACCACUAACUCCAGAAUUAGAAGAAAACGGAUGCUGUGCCAUUUUUGUUCAGCAUGCAACUGGAUAAACUAUUGAUGCCUCUCAGUGCAUCAAGCUUCACGUUUUCAUGUGCUCCCUGAUGCCCUCAAGAAAGAAUUCCAUUUUAGGACCCUUUUUGGAAAGUGGAAAGACUGUCAACAGUUUCAAAAUAAUCCUGUCUUUCUCUCUCUCUAAUAUUCAAAUGGAAGAAAAAAAAAUACUAGCACUCUGAGGGCAAAUGUGCACCCAUCAUAUCAGGCAUACGUCAUGGUUUUCCUGCUUUGAUGAGGGAAGGCUAGCCACACGUGACUGUGUCUCAUUACUUUCCGUAUCAGCUGCUGUCACUACCUUUCCAACAGGUACUACCAAGAAAUAGGAACAGAAUAUGAUGUUUUUCUCUACUAGGCAGAGGUUUGCUGCCUUUCAAGAGAUCUUAACUUAAUUUGAAAGCAGGGGAAAUAACAUUACUUGACUCUAGGUUGAAAGCCUUGGAGGAGGGGUUCGUGGGUGGCUCAGUUAAGCGUCUGACUGUUGGUUUUGGCUCAGGUCAUGAUAUCACGGUUGGUGAGUUUGAGCCCCGCAUGGGGCUCUGCACUGGCAGUGAAUAGCCUGCUUGGGAUUCUUUCUCCUUUUCUCUCUGCCCCUCCCACUCUCUCUCUAAUAAAUAAACUUAAAAAAAAAUUUUUUUUAAAGUGUUGGAGGAAUUUAGUGUUGCAGUACAGAGGUAACCUUAACCUGACAAAGCGUUCUUUGAAAUUCUGCUUGGGUUCUGUGUACCUUUGGGAUUCAAAGAUUUCACUGCUUGUUGCCAUGGAGAAAAAAGUUCUAACUGAUUAUCAAAGAAGACGUACGUGUUGCUGUAUCAAAGACCAUAUCAUAAUUUUACUUCAAUAAGCCAAAUAUAAUUGAAAUUUACUACUGAGCAGUUAGAAACUUUUAAAUUAAUUUUCUUCAGGAAGCCAUUUUUCUUUUACGAAAAAUAACAAUAUGAGGGAGGUAUAAUCCUUUGUAAAUAUUGUUUUUUAUACAUUGCUUAUGUUCAGGAAAUCAGUUUCCAGUGCAGUGAAAUAAAGUAUAUGGUGUAUGCAUUUCUGUGCAUAAUUCUGGAGGACAAAGCCCAUAUCUUUAAUCAGAAUCUCAGACUGGUCUUUGAUUUUCCUGAAAGGCUAAGAACUAAUAAUUUAGCUAGUGUGAAGACAGUGGGAUGCUGUGGAUGAAUCUGAGCAAAGGAAUCAUGGGAAAUUAGAAAGCUCAUGCGAAGAAUGUGAGAAAUAAAGCUUUGGCAGGACUGAAGGGUGAUAUAGGGAUUCAGAUUAGGUCCAGGGUCUGAGUUAUCCUAAUAAUCUGAAGGCAGUUUUCUAGAUAGAGCUUCUCAAAGGUAGGAACCCUCAGUAAUCUUUUGGUCUUAGUGUCUAAGCACAGUACUGAGACAAACAGUACUCAAAAAUGUCAAAUUAAAUAGACUCACUGUAUGGAGAAUGAAAGACGAUAGCACCAAAAAUAAAUGCUCUUGCGUAUCUGUAUUCAAUCCUGUUUAUGUUAACUGAUUUGGUGAAAAAUAAGGUUUUUGGAGAAGAAAUGCUUUAUUAAAAAGCUCAUAAACCAUCUUUUUGUUCAGGAACAGUUAGUUAAUACAAACUUUUUGGCCUCUCAGGAUUUGUUCUCUGUAAAUUUUAUUUCUGAAAAUCUUUUACUAAAAGUAUGCCUCUAGACAUGAUAAUUUUAUCCAGUACCUUUAGAGAGAAGGAAACUUGCAGUAUGGUGUGGUUGAGUAGGUCAUCACUGAUUUAAGCACUAUUGUAAUAAACAUCUAAACUUGGAUUUGUUCAUCAUUAAGUAAAAUCAACCUGACAACUCUGAGGUCACUUUGGCUUAAAAUAUCAUUGGAACUUCUCUCUCUUAAAAAUAAAUAAACAUUAAAAAAAUUUUUUUUUAAAAAGGGGCGCCUGGGGGCGCCUGGGUGGCGCAGUCGGUUGAGCGUCCGACUUCAGCCAGGUCACGAUCUCGCGGUCCGUGAGUUCGAGCCCCGCGACAGGCUCUGGGCUGAUGGCUCGGAGCCUGGAGCCUGUUUCCGAUUCUGUGUCUCCCUCUCUCUCUGCCCCUCCCCCGUUCAUGCUCUGUCUCUCUCUGUCCCAAAAAUAAAUAAAAAAUGUUGAAAAAAAAAAAAAAAAAGGGGGCGCCUGGGUGGCUCAGUCGGUUAAACGUCCUACUUUGGUUCAGGUCAUGAUCUCACAGUUUGUGGGUUCAAGCCCCACAUCGGGCUCUGUGCUGACAGCUCAGGGCCUGGAGCCUGCUUCAGAUUUUGUGUCUCUCUCUCUCUCUCUCUCUCUCUCUCUGCGCCCCUUCCCCACUCACACUCUGUGUGAGUAUCUAUCUUUUAAAAAUAAAAAAACAUUAAAAAAAAUUAAAAAUAUCAUUGGAACUUAUAAUGUAUCUUGUAUCAAAUUAACAACACAGCCCUGGAAUCCCACCCCUAUAGUAUAUUAAUAUAAUUUUAUGGUCAUCUUUAUGCAUUUUCCUGGGACAAGGUUUAGCAAAAACCAGGCUUCCUAGGUAUUAAUGACCGCUAAAAAUUUAAAUGUAUUAUAUUGGAAGACCAAGAUGUUUAGACUAGUUCAUUGUAACAUUUUAAUUUGGCUCCCACUAAGUUCUUUGAAGUCAAAGAGACAAUUAUUGAAUAUGUUGUUAAAACGUUGGUAUUCUGUAAAACAUUUGUUCCAAAAAUAUAAUUGUUUUUUU
This is a messenger RNA of Panthera uncia (snow leopard), 9404 nucleotides long. RefSeq names its product zinc finger protein 800 (gene ZNF800). Bases 151 to 2175 code for a protein of 674 amino acids. Lineage: Eukaryota; Metazoa; Chordata; Mammalia; Carnivora; Felidae. The record is from RefSeq and is a predicted model, not a curated record. The transcript is spliced from 6 exons.